Messenger RNA from Phalaenopsis equestris, 1482 nucleotides. Its product is annotated as monocopper oxidase-like protein SKU5. Gene Ontology annotation, molecular function: oxidoreductase activity; copper ion binding. NCBI's taxonomy places the organism in Eukaryota, Viridiplantae, Streptophyta, Magnoliopsida, Asparagales, Orchidaceae. Bases 1 to 1482 code for a protein of 493 amino acids. The transcript has 8 exons. The record is from RefSeq and is a predicted model, not a curated record.
AUGGAUCUUGUACUCACAGAUGUGUGGGGACAUUCUCUAGUGGCAUCUCUUGGUGGUUCUAGUUGCUGUAUAAAGGUUAUAACCAUUAAUGGGAUGUUUCCCGGGCCUCUCAUCAACGCAACCACCAAUGAUAAUAUCUACGUCAACAUCUUCAACAACUUGGACGAGCCUUUUCUUAUGACAUGGAAUGGAAUACAACAUAGGCUAAAUUCAUGGCAAGAUGGAGUCUCGGGAACCAAUUGCCCAAUCAUACCGGGGAACAAUUGGACUUAUGCUUUCCAGGUGAAAGAUCAGAUAGGCAGUUUCUUCUACUUCCCCUCCAUAAAAUUUCACAAGGCCGCUGGCGGCUUCGGUCCCAUCAGAGUUAACAACAGAGAUGUAAUCAGCGUGCCUUUUAACCAUCCUUCCGGCGAAUUCGACCUUCUCAUUGGAGAUUGGAGCUCCUCAUCUUUCAAGACCUAUAGGUUGAGGAUAUCUAAUGUUGGGACAAAAUUUAGUUUCAACUUUAGAAUUCAAAGUCAUCAAAUGACAUUGGUUGAAACAGAAGGCUCUUAUACCAAACAGAUGGGACUUGAUUCGCUAGAUGUUCAUGUUGGCCAAUCGUACUCUAUACUUCUUACUGCGAACCAAGCAGUGUCCGAUUACUUCAUUGUUGCCGCUCCCACACAAACUAGCAUAGAUACUAGUGAACUCACUGGAGUUGCCAUAGUUCGAUAUAAGGGCUCAACAACACAACCGAGAGGUCCAUUGCCCGUUGGUCCACUUCCCACAGAUCAAGAUUUCUCUGUCAAUCAAGCAAAAUCCAUCAGAUGGAACAUGACAGCAGGAGCGGCCAGACCAAACCCACAAGGCACCUUCACCGUAUCGAACGUGCCUCUCUCCCAAACAUUCAUUCUCCAUAGCUCUUUCGCAAUGUUCGGCAUACACAGCCAUUUUACCGUAAACAAUGUGGCCUACCUGACCCCAUCGACGCCGCUGAAGCUUGCCGAUUACCUCGCAAACGGCGCCGGAGUAUAUCAGCUGGACGCAUUUCCGGCGAACUCUACAAAUGACAGAGUGGUUCAGGGCACGUUUGUGGCAACAGGGAUUCACAAGGGUUGGGCUGAGAUUGUGUUUGUGAAUGAGCUUGGUGAGAUGAACUCCUGGCAUUUGGAUGGGUUUGGCUUCUAUGUUGUGGGGUUUGGCAAUGGAAAGUGGAGCCCUACUUCGAGAGAAACUUAUAACUUAUUCGAUCCAGUGGUUCGGUCGACUGUUCAGGUCUAUCCUCAGGGAUGGAGUGCAGUUUACGUUUAUCUGGACAACCCCGGUAUGUGGAACCUGCGAUCGCAGAUCCUGAGGAAUUGGUACUUGGGCCAAGAACUCUACGUUAGAGUAUUUGAUUCCGAUCCCAAUCCUGCCAAAGAACGGCCUCCACCUGCAAAUCUUCUUCAAUGUGGAAUUUUUGCAGCACCAGAACCAGCUUCAGCUCCGGUUUCCAUUUAA